CGGGCUCGGGCUCCGGCGGCGGCGGCCGGGAGAAGGCGGCGGCGGCGGCGGGAUGGGGCGGCUGCGGCUGCUGCUGCUGCUGGGCGCCGCCGCGCUCGGGGCCGCCGCGCUGGCGGCAGCCGAUGAAGAGGGAAAUCAGGAUGAAUCCCUGGAACCAAAGACUUUAGCUGCAGAGGACCAGGUAAAGGACCAUUCCACAGGAACUCGAGUGGUAGCAGGUCAGAUCUUCCUUCAAUCAGGGAAGUCAGACCCUCAAUCUGAGGAUGAAGAGAACUUUAACAGUCAAGAGGAAGAAAAAGAGAAUUCACUGGAAGAGUUAAACUCUCUAGAUAUGUCCAACCUAUUAAAUAAGGAUUUGGAAGAAGCAGAAAUACAGAGUCCAGUUUUGACAGCUAUUGGAGGCACUGCGGAUGGUGAACCUUGUCGCUUCCCCUUUUUGUUUAUGGAGAAGGAGUAUGCAGAGUGCACUGCAGAUGGGCGGGAAGAUGGCAGGCUUUGGUGUGCAACAACCUACGAUUACAAGAAGGAUCAAAAGUGGGGCUUCUGUGAAACUGAAGAGCAGUCUAAUAAGAGAAGGCAAAUGCAAGAAGCUGAGGAUGUCUAUCAGACCGGAAUGAAAAUCCUUAAUGAAAGCAGCAAAAAGGCUCAGAAGAAAGAAGCAUAUCAGUAUCUCCUGAAAGCAGCUGACAUGAAUCAUACGAAGGCAAUGGAGAAAGUCUCUUAUGCUUUGUUGUUCGGGGAUUAUCUGAAGCAGAACAUACAGUCAUCAAAAGAAUUAUUUGAAAAACUAACAGAAGAAGGUUCUCCCAAAGGACAAAUGGCUCUUGGAUUUCUGUAUGCAUCUGGUCUAGGAGUCAAUUCUAGUCAAGCUAAGGCCCUGGUCUAUUACACUUUUGGAGCUUUAGGAGGAAAUCUGAUAGCCCAUAUGAUCUUGGGUUAUCGGUACUGGGCUGGGAUAGGAGUCCUUCAAAGCUGUGAAUCUGCUCUCACUCACUACAGACUUGUAGCUAAUCAUGUUGCUAGCGACAUUUCAUUGACUGGUGGCACAGUGGUUCAGCGAAUUCGCUUAGCAGAUGAAGUAGAAAAUCCAGGAAUGGCAAGUGGAAUGCUGGAAGAAGACUUGAUUCAGUAUUACCAGUUUUUAGCAGAGAAAGGAGAUGUACAAGCACAGGUUGGUCUCGGACAAUUGCACUUGCAUGGAGGAAGAGGAGUAGAGCAAAAUCAUCAGCGAGCAUUUGAGUACUUCAAUCAAGCAGCUAAUGCUGGUAACUCACAUGCUAUGGCCUUUCUGGGAAAGAUGUACUCAGAAGGAAGUGAUGUUGUACCUCAGAGCAAUGAAACAGCUCUUCAGUAUUUCAAGAAAGCUGCUGAUAUGGGUAAUCCAGUUGGGCAGAGUGGAUUAGGAAUGGCUUACUUGUAUGGAAGAGGUGUUCCAGUGAACUAUGAGCUAGCACUGAAGUAUUUCCAGAAGGCUGCAGAACAGGGAUGGGUUGAUGGACAACUUCAACUAGGUUCCAUGUAUUACAAUGGUAUUGGAGUCAAGAGAGACUAUAAACAAGCUUUGAAGUAUUUUAAUUUGGCCUCCCAGGGUGGCCAUAUUCUGGCUUUUUAUAAUCUGGCUCAGAUGCACGCUACUGGCACUGGAGUGAUGCGAUCCUGUCAUACCGCUGUUGAGUUGUUUAAGAACGUUUGCGAACGGGGGCGCUGGUCUGAAAGACUUAUGACUGCCUACAACAGCUAUAAAGAUGGUGAUUCAAAUUCUGCUGUUGUUCAGUAUCUUCUUUUGGCAGAACAAGGCUAUGAAGUUGCACAAAGCAAUGCUGCUUUCAUACUUGAUCAGAAAGAAGCUAGCAUAGUUGGAGAAAAUGAAACGUAUCCUCGAGCUUUGCUUCACUGGAAUAGAGCGGCUUCUCAAGGAUAUACAGUUGCAAGAAUUAAACUUGGAGAUUACCAUUUUUAUGGGUUUGGUACCGAUGUUGAUUAUGAAACCGCGUUUAUUCACUAUCGACUAGCAUCGGAGCAACAGCACAGCGCCCAAGCCAUGUUUAAUCUGGGCUACAUGCAUGAGAAGGGACUGGGCAUCAAGCAGGAUAUUCAUCUUGCAAAACGAUUUUAUGACAUGGCAGCUGAAGCAAGCCCAGAUGCUCAGGUUCCAGUCUUCCUGGCACUUUGCAAGCUUGGAGUGAUUUAUUCUGUGCAGUAUGUUCGAGAAAUUAAUAUAAGGGAGGUAUUCUCACAUAUUGAUAUGGACCAGCUGCUGGGGCCGGAGUGGGACCUUUACCUUAUGACCAUCAUCACCUUGCUUCUGGGAACAAUUAUAGCUUACAGACAAAGGCAACAUCAGGCAAUCCCCAGACCAGCAGGACUGCGGCCAGCUGUGCCUCAACAAGAACCGCCACCAGAGCAUCAACCACCGCAAUAGCAACAAGAGCCUCAGUGAAAGAACUGGAUUUUUCCACAAGGAACAAUUUUCAUUGUGAUUUAGGACUUUGGAUCAACGGUCCCUCCCACAAAAGAGGCACAAAGAAGUUUAUAAAGGAAAAAGUCUGAAAGCUGCUUAGAAUGAUGCCUUUUUUCAGGGAUAAGAAAAUUAUUUUGAAACUGAUUUGAAUGUUAUUUCAGUGCCAAUGGAAUAACACUAUGGCUUUUUCAUGGAAACACAAAAGUGUGCUACUACAAAAAUGUUGCCUGCUGUAUCUAGUUCCUCUUUAUUCAAAGUCCUUUUCAUCUUGUAGAGAGAGAAGGUUAGCAUUGGAAGGUUUUUGCCUGCCUGAUAGCAGCUGCCCUAUAAAAACAAAAUAGUAAUGAUUUUAUGGCCAAUUUCAGUCCAAGAAGCUGAACUUCAUUCAAAGUCUAAAAAGGCUAGAGCUGUAUGAACUUACAUUCUGAUCUGCAUCCCAAGUAUUUCUACAAUUUUUAUUUCAUUUAUUUCUUACACUUCAGUCUUUUAUGCUGUCCUGGAUGGUUUAAUGUGGAUUAUUUAUAAACUCUGUAAAACUACGCUAGCAAACAUGUCACUCUGCAUUUGUGCUUUUUUGUGUAUCUUCCUCCAUUACCCUUCAAGCAGGCAGUUGUAAGGAGUCUGUCUGUAGCCCAGGAGGCGGGCUGAGACAGAUUGGGUCUGUGAAGAUAAUUAGUUGAAAGCUAUUACUGCAGUGCCCAGAUCUUGCAUUCUUCUAAAAUUGUUUUGGAGACUGUAAUUUGCAGUCCUUAGUGACAUAAGGACAAGUUGGUAAUGUUCCUAAAUAAUUUAACCUUGCUCUUGCAGAGAGACUGAGUCUAGAUUGCAGAAAGCACAAGUAUUAGUGGACACUGAAGGAAUGACAGAGCCAGAAAGGUCAGUGAGUUAGCCUACUCAUUUUUUAGUAGUGGGAGUCUUGUAUUUAAUUUUCAAUGAUCCUGCAUGUUCUCUGCACUGCAAGAAGGUGGUCUUGCAGCUGAAAUGUAUGUGGUAUCUUACCCGUGCAUCUGUUUAAUGUAUCUGCAGAGAAGGGGCCCCAGAGAUGCAUACUCUCUGCAGAAGGGCAUGGACUUACGCCAGCAAUGCUACUACAAAGUUUGGUUGACUGAUAAAAAUCAUAUGUUAGAUCACAGCAGUGCUCUGGCUAUGGCCUACCUCUCUUGUACCUGGCAUACACGAGAAAGUCAGAACAACACUUCUGAAUGGCUGUGCCAUCUGAGGAUCCCUUGUAACAAGAAAAUCCACAGAUAAAGACAACUAAUGGUUUAUGGCCUCUUGAUCCCAUCAGGUCAGUGCAAAGGCUUUCUAGUGAGUAUAAAGAUUAAGACCUGUGGAAUGAUGUUUUUAGACUGCAAGGAGAGUUUUGAGUUAGUGACAAUUUUUCAUUGAACUAUAAUUUCAGGGGUUGAGGGUGGCAAGCGGUGAGGGAAUAGCUUAGGUGUAACAUACAGAUGUUUCUGUUCUUAUUUGGCAAAGGCAGUUAAGUAUUUGUUUCUGUACUAGCAUUAAACCCUCUGAAUAUGCUGUCUUAAAGCAGAAUGAAAUACGAAUAAUGAGGUUGUACCUUUUUGUCGAAAUCUGCUGCAUUUAAAUGAUUAAGAGCUUCCUCGUACAUUUUUUUCCUUCAUUGGAUUGGCAGCAACCUAUCAAUACGCUGUAGAGUUGAGACUUGAUCUGUUUUUAUAUUUAAUGCAUUUGUAAGGCGACCAUUGCAUUAAUAUAUCUGUAGCUUGGCGGAGAGGAUAAGAAAUCCACUCUUCUGUAAACUGAAGUGUCAUGAUGACUUAGUAUUAAAAUAUAGGUAGAGCUUUUCAAUGCUUCAAAAUGCCUUUGCUGGUUACAUGGAGACAAAUCUCCCAUUUAAGUUUGGAGGGUUGCAGCAAGUGAUAGAGGGAUGUCUUGUUUCAGUCUUGAUCAUCAUCAUCAGAUGCAACAGUAUUGAAUCUUAAUGUAGUGUCUAAAAUGUAUAGCAACUCCCCAGCUGCAUUUCUAAGAUCUGUGACUUCUGAGCACUUCCUCUGAAGUAUUUUUUGCCUCUGUCACUUAAUAGCUCUUUUCAGCUCAGCGUGAAUAAAUUAAAGAUUAUAUGGAAAAUGUUUUUCAGUUAACUACCACUAGUUCAUUGGUCUCUUAGGAUGUUUAACAAUUUUGUUACUGCUUUAUUAAAAUUGUUUUUGUUGUUUAAGAA
Messenger RNA from Cygnus atratus (black swan), 4649 nucleotides. RefSeq names its product SEL1L adaptor subunit of ERAD E3 ubiquitin ligase (gene SEL1L). Bases 53 to 2422 code for a protein of 789 amino acids. The transcript has 21 exons. Gene Ontology annotation, cellular component: endoplasmic reticulum membrane. Gene Ontology annotation, biological process: ERAD pathway. The record is from RefSeq and is a predicted model, not a curated record. NCBI's taxonomy places the organism in Eukaryota, Metazoa, Chordata, Aves, Anseriformes, Anatidae. Gene Ontology annotation, molecular function: protein binding.